UAACUGAGACUAAAGACCUGAGCACCCAAAACCAACACAAUGAAGAGCUUUUUGCUUCUCAUCCUCUCACUGAUGACAGGUAUUGAAGCCUCAGAUGAAGUUGAAGUGACAGUAUGUAAAAAAGGACAGGUUGAAUUCACCUGCAAAUAUCCUGAAACCAACAAAAAUUAUCAAGUGAUCAAAGUAGCAGUCCCCAAGGGACCGCCGGUACCAAUCUCUAGAAACAACGUAAGGGAAAAAGUUGGCAAAUAUUCACUGUACCAUGACACACAGCAUAAAAGUCUCAGGGUGUCCAUCAAAUCUAUUAGACGCAGUGACAUUGGGGAGUACAAAUGUCAAUUUUUCAAACAACCUAACUCUAAACCUGCCAUAAAUGAAAUAGAGAUUGAAGAUGAGGAUAGGAGGUGCCCAGAACCAUUUACUCACACUGCGUACACAACAGCUAAAACCACCAUCGCAUGUGGACAUGGAGCAUUGAAGUCCAAUCUUUUCUGCAAAGACAAUGGUUUUUUCUGUGAGGACAUUUUAUCAACUGAAUCUUCUCGAAAGUCAAAUGGGAGAUUCACUCUCACGAACACAGCUGGUGGCUUCACAGUGUCCAUCAGAGAUGUGUCUUUACAGGAUGCUGGUGUCUACUGGUGUGGAAAAAAAUCAACUCACAGAACUUCCACUUCUAGAGUUUUACACACAAAAGUACAUCUGGACGUUAAAACUUCUCGAACAACAACACCUUCUAUCAUUCCGUCCACAUCAGAGCAUUCAACGGCGACUUCCGUCUGUUCAACCCCGUCCACUACUGCCAUGAGUCUGGAUACCUCUUGGUUAACUGCAGUCAUAGCUGCAGUCGUUUGUGUAGUUGUGCUGGUCCUCGUGGUUAUUUUGGUUGUUGUUUACAAGCGUAAUGAGGUUGGUGUGGAAGAUUAG
Stegastes partitus (bicolor damselfish) is the source of this 924-nucleotide messenger RNA. RefSeq lists its product as uncharacterized. The record is from RefSeq and is a predicted model, not a curated record. Gene Ontology annotation, cellular component: plasma membrane. NCBI's taxonomy places the organism in Eukaryota, Metazoa, Chordata, Actinopteri, Pomacentridae. The transcript has 6 exons. The coding region runs from base 40 to 924 and encodes 294 amino acids. Gene Ontology annotation, molecular function: transmembrane signaling receptor activity.